GCUAUUCCAAGAUGGCGGGACGAGGCAGGGGAAGGGGCAGAGGGCUGUUAUCUAGUAACGUGACCGCAGUCACUCCCGGAGGAGGAGAUUACCAGGCUCUGCUUGUCAAACUUGGUCAUCUCCGCAGUGCAGAAGAGGAGAAGAACAAAGAGCACAAUGAAAACCACAACGCCAAGUCACCGUCGCCUGCCCCCUCACCAUCAUCGUCCGCAGCGACACUCAGCGACGUAGAGGAAGCACUGCGUAGUCUGCAGCUUGAUGCAGAUGAAUCGGAUCUCCAGAACAUCAACCAACUGGCAUCCGACGCCGCCAGGAGUGGGGAGGACUUGAAGAAGGUCUCCGAGAUGAUUUACAAGAAGUGCCUCGGAGACCGAGAUUUUGCCAAGUCAGGGGCCAUCAUUUGUCACCAUAUGGCUGGGAUUGAAGUAGAGGGAACCAAGUUUAGGAACUGUAUAUUGUCGCUGCUGCAGAAAGAUUUUAAAGAUAAAGAAGAGAUCAGAAAGACUUCGUCGGUGAGAUUCCUGGGUUUCCUGGCCACACUGUGCCAGGUUUUCGGCCACAUGCGGACGGCGGCGGGGGAGCUGUUCAAGCCGCUGGUCAGCCCCAUCUGUGAGAGUAUGGAGCUCAUCUUGGAGCAGGAGACGGACACCACAGCGGACGAGUGUGAAUUCCUUGCACUGCAGUUGCAAGCUGUUGGCAAGGAACUGGAGGACGUCGGCAGUGAAAGACUCGGAAAACUGAUGGAAAAAAUCAGGACAAAGAUAGUCAAUAAUAGCACGUCACCAAGGAUACGGUGUACUCUCCUGGAAGUGCUGGAAUGUUACUGUCGGAAGUUUGAAGAACCUCCGAAUGACGUCACUCGUUUCUACUGCGACACAAUGGCUGACAUUCUAUCUGGGAUGGUUGUGUGAUCAAAGAGCUGCUCAUAUCAUUGGCUGUUUUAUCAUUCACUGUUUUAUGGGUCACUGUUUUUUAUCAUUCAUCAACAUCAUUUCAUUGAUUUUAUCAGCAAGAAAAAGCAAUGCAACUGUUGAUCUGAUCUGAAAUUUUUUCAAUAAAAGCUUAGCUUCUGUUACCAUGGUGACAGAGGUAUAAUGAGAAAAGAGCAUUUUAGAUGUCCAGGGCAAGUGAAGACAUUGGGUGUUACUAAGAUAUACUGAUGGAAACAAAUAAACAAUGAAAAAAAAUAGGUAAAUAAGCGUUACUGUCAGUAGAGUUUGCAUACAAAUUCAACAGAAUCAAAUG
This is a messenger RNA of Haliotis rufescens (red abalone), 1245 nucleotides long. Its product is annotated as CBP80/20-dependent translation initiation factor-like. The coding region runs from base 12 to 911 and encodes 299 amino acids. Gene Ontology annotation, molecular function: protein binding; RNA binding; translation activator activity. The transcript has 6 exons. Gene Ontology annotation, cellular component: cytosol. The record is from RefSeq and is a predicted model, not a curated record. NCBI's taxonomy places the organism in Eukaryota, Metazoa, Mollusca, Gastropoda, Lepetellida, Haliotidae. Gene Ontology annotation, biological process: regulation of translational initiation.